Molecule: messenger RNA, 3964 nt
Organism: Ruditapes philippinarum (Manila clam)
Lineage: Eukaryota; Metazoa; Mollusca; Bivalvia; Venerida; Veneridae
Product: transient receptor potential cation channel subfamily V member 5-like
Exons: 17
Coding region: 131-2503 (790 amino acids)
Biological process (GO): calcium ion import across plasma membrane
Cellular component (GO): membrane
Molecular function (GO): protein binding; calcium channel activity
Source: RefSeq, a predicted model, not a curated record
UAACGCACAUGCGCAGUAGAACUUCCUGUAUGUUAAUUGGGUAAAAUGUUGUUUACAUUGACGAUGGAGGACAAUUUUAGAUAAAACACGUGAAUAAAGAGUUAAAAGGCGUGGUAAAGUUUUUUAAAACAUGGGGAAUACCGCAGUUGUUGCCUCUGGGGUGAAGAAUCAAGCUGACAAAGGAGCGAAAGCUUUGUAUCACCUUGUAGAUUUGAAAGGAGGCGGAAUAUUGAUGGAAAGUGCAAAGAGAGCAGGAUGGACUAAAGAUUAUACCGAAUUAGAUCAAAAAAUUCUAACAGAGGUUCCGAAGUUUCUCUAUAACAAUGGAGAAGGCAAGAAAAUUCCAAUUGUUGAUUUGGUCAUGAUAAGAAAUAAAGAGAGACAGAGAACAAAAAUUAGAGUGGGCAAGGAAAAACAAGAGAAGGCAAAAGAGCUUGCAAAGAUUGAUAUGCACUUAACAGAUGCUGAGGGAAAUUAUCUUCACAAUAAACCAGAUCGUAAAUACCGUGAACUAUGCUGGAGGAGCGAUGAACUUGGAACUGUUGGGGAAUCUGCCCUCCAUCUUUGUCUACUCAACUCGUCGGCUAUCCAUGCUAACCUGGCAAAGAGACUGCUCCACCAUUUCCCGAAACUUAUCAAUGAUAUUUACCUAUCAGAGGAGUACUACGGAGAAAAUGCUCUUCACAUGGCCAUAGUUAAUGAGGACCCAUGUAUGGUGAAGUUCCUGUUAGACAAAGGUGCGGACUACCACCAGCGUUGCUAUGGAAACUUUUUCACACCAGAUGACCAGAAAGACUCACGCACAGACAGUAUGGACCAUGAGUGGGUUGAUGUUUGUCAGAAAACAAACUAUGAAGGACAUGUAUAUUUUGGGGAAUACCCUCUAAGUUUUGCUGCCUGCCUCGGUCAGGAAGAAUGUGUACGGCUGCUGGUUGCUAAGGGAGCUGACCCAAAUUUACAGGAUAGCAACGGAAACACUGUGAUGCACAUGCUCGUUAUUUUGGACAGAAAGGAGAAGGAACUAGAAGGAGAGUAUACUCCAAAGAAGGACAUGUUUGACAUUCUGUACAGUCUUGGCGGCCGUCUUGAUAUCAGAAACAGGCAAGGAUUAACUCCCCUGACUUUGGCCGCAAAACUUGCAAGAAAAGAGAUGUACGAACAUAUUCUGGAGAUAAUAAGACAGAUUUACUGGAUUUACGGAAAUGUUACAUGUGCCGGCUAUCCUCUACCAGACAUUGACACAAUCUCCGCUGCCGGAGAACUGGAUAAAUUCUCUGUGCUGAACUUGGUUGUUUAUGGGGAGUCUGAAGGUCACCUUGACAUGAUGGACGGUUUGAUAGUUAAUCUUUUGAAGGAAAAAUGGAAAGUUUUUGCUAGAUUCAGAUUCUACAGGAGGUUUGUUAUUUUCAUCAUAUACUUUUUGCUGUUUGUUACUGCAUUUAUUCUACGUCCCGGCACAGAUCGGUGCCCAGAAACACGUCAAAUAAACUCCAGUAAUGGUAUGCUACAGAAUGUGACAGAGAUUGAUGCCGGGUACCUGCUGAAAACUUGUUCAACGGAGGAUACAAUUCGAUUUGCCCUGGAAAUAUUAGUACUGUUUGGAGCUAUAGUAUAUCUUGGUCUGGCAAUGAAGGAAAUAUAUCAUCAAGGCUUCAAUAUCUUCUUUACAACACUGAGAGGAGCACCAACAAAGGCGAUGUUUCUGAUGUCAUGUCUGUUUGUUGUUAUGAUGUUACCUGGCCGGGCGUCGGCGGCGUACCAGUAUGAGGACGUGAUGGGCGUACUCGCCAUAUUGUUCACGGCACCAUAUUUCCUCUUCUUCUGCAGAGGUGUUCGCAUCGUUGGGCCGUUUGUGAUUAUGAUAUAUAAGAUGAUUAAAGGAGAUCUGCGGAGAUUUUUCAUUAUCUACCUUGUGUUCAUCGUAGGAUUUUCCCAAGCGUUCUUUAUAAGUUUUGUUGGUAGUACAUGUGAUCCCGAGUCUGACCCGUGUGUGUUCGCGAACCCAAUUGACGCGUUAUUGGGUACUUUUUCUAUGUCAGUAGGAGAUUUUGAAGACAUAGUUCAGACAUUCCCGACCUCACGCCAUCAAAUUACGCUUAGUAUCAUUUUUGUGUUAUAUAUGAUCAUGGUCACUCUGCUGCUUGUAAACAUGUUGAUUGCCAUGAUGGGAAAUACAUACCAACUUGUUGCUGAAACACAAAAAGAAUGGUUCCGACAGUGGGCGAAAAUUGUUUUGGUUGUGGAGCAAAGUGUUACAACAAAGGAAAGACAAAAAUAUCAGAUCCAGUACUCUCAACCUGCCCUGGAUGGUCGUCGAGCUUUCCCGAUCAGGUGGUACCAAUCGGAGCGUGAGAAAGAAGAGCGUCGUGUGGCACGUGAGGAGCAGAGGCGUAAGCAGAAAGAGAAGAUGUCGCAGAGCCGUUGGAAAAAGAUGAAGAAAACUGCCAUGUUUACGAAAACGAUAAACCUGAGGGAGGUGAAGGAAGGCAAAGUUAACGUAUAAACAUUUCUUUAAUUAGUCAGUUGCUGUUUGUUAUUAUGGACUUUGUCGGUGUUUUCACAUUUAUUGCUGUCAAGUGAGUUUGAAUUUUAACGGUCUAGUCUCUAUGAUUUGAAGCUUGUAAAAAAAAAGUAACUUAUAAAUUUUGGAGAACAAUAUUUUUACUUAAUAUUAAUAUAUAUUCCCUUAAAGUGCAAUUAGCAAAUUUUGUUUUGAUAAAAGUUUUCUACAGUAACGUUUAUAUUUGUAAAUUUAAAAGAAAAAUGUUUUGAAGAAAAAAUAUAAAAUGGAGUUAUUUAAAAGAAAGAAUAUGUGUGAUGAACUGUUAUGAAAUAGAAUAACUGGUUUAUUCCAUUUUAUGUUAAGAUUUCUUGCAUUGUUUUGUGUGUUGUUGUUUUUGUCAUGUUGAAAACAAACUGUGUUUAUUUGAUGUUGAAUAAACAAAUAAGCUUGUUGUUUGUUGAAGUUAGUAUGUUGAUUAUUUUUUAAUUUUAUACAUUUUUAAUGAUUUUUUAUUGCAUACAUUAACAAACUUUAAAAUUCCGUCCAUUUUUACAAUGGUAUUGUUCUUUACUAUUCAAAGUCUUUAAUGACCAUUUUAGUUCUUUAGUGUUAAUUUUAUGUUGAAAUAGUUGUUGAAUUGCUUUAUAGUGAUAAUCAUUUGCCUUAAUAGUCAUUUGUCCAAUCAAAUUAUAGUAUAUAUGUUUCUUGCAUUUAUAAAGUUCAUGUUGAAAAAUAAUUGUUUUCAAUGUAUGCUUUUAAUUUAGGUAUAAUGUUGUCCUUUUGAAUAUAAUAAUAUUAUGUAAUAAUGAUUUGUAGAUCUAUGGCACAUGUAUAAAGCCUGGCUGUGCUGCUGAGUGGUUAACACAUCAGACUCAGUAAUCUAAGGAUUUAUGGCUGCGUGGGUUCAAACCCCCUCAGGGGCAAGCCAUUGUUUCCUUGAGCAAGAAACUUUACAUUCAUUGCUUAGUACUUGUUAGUUCAAGGAACGGAUUCGAGAGUGUUUUAAAAAGCUUAUAGAUUCUGACAUAAUCGAACUAAAAUAAAUUUGUAUGAACUAAACUAAAGUCUGGCUGCUCUAUACUUAUGGCUGUUUAAUUGUUACUUUUUUAUAUCAAAUUUCCCUCAUAUUAACAAUGGACAGGUCCAAAUUCAAUGCAGGACCAAGUCCAUUUUAUAAAUAUAGCGAGGUAUGGGUUAUAUGUGUGAAGGUCAUAUUGUCACACUGUUUUAUCUAGCCCAAUAAUUCUGUAGAGUUGUAAUACUGUUGCAUUUACCUUAUUUUUAAGGCUGUAAGGGAGGGGGUUCAACUUAUUUUACAUUCCACAUUUCACACUUUGUUUUUAUUCCACAUUUUAUGUUAUUUCGCAGUCAACAUGUUAAUUACAUUGUUUCAUUAUUCCACAUGUUAUUUCACAGUUCACAUGUUAUGUUGACUAAUUGAAUAACAUGUUAUUUUACAUA